Messenger RNA from Asterias rubens (European starfish), 3161 nucleotides. RefSeq names its product WD repeat-containing protein 43-like. NCBI's taxonomy places the organism in Eukaryota, Metazoa, Echinodermata, Asteroidea, Forcipulatida, Asteriidae. Gene Ontology annotation, molecular function: protein binding. Bases 7 to 2034 code for a protein of 675 amino acids. The record is from RefSeq and is a predicted model, not a curated record. Gene Ontology annotation, cellular component: nucleolus. Gene Ontology annotation, biological process: maturation of SSU-rRNA from tricistronic rRNA transcript (SSU-rRNA, 5.8S rRNA, LSU-rRNA). The transcript is spliced from 15 exons.
UUCAAGAUGGCGACUUCGGGAGUCAUUUCGUACUCGCCAACUGGCAACUUUUUAGCAGUUUCGAGUCCUGAUGGCCGCCUGUCGUUGUGGGACACUGCCACGGCAACAAUAAGCCAGCAAUAUACUCCUAGUUCGCACUUGUCUGCUACCUGUACUUGCUUGUCUUGGUGUCCAACGAGGAAGGAACCUGUCAGGAAGAAGAGACGCUCUCACAAAGUUCAAAGAACUGAAAAUGAUGGUUCGGCAGCCCCAGUUGAUUUGGUUGCAAUGGGCACUCAAGCAGGGACCAUUCUUCUGUAUAGCAUCGCCAAAGCAGACAUUCACAGACAAAUGGAUGGGGGUCACACGGACACUGUUACCGACAUUUGCUGGCAUCCAGAUGGUGAGACACUUUAUAGCUGCUCUGAAGAUCAACAUAUUGUUGAGUGGGAUAUCGACAAUAGCAAUGUCAAAUGCAAGUGGAAAGCAGACACUAGUUCAGUACAUUCAAUCUAUCUCUGUCCGGGCUCCAGAACGCUUCUAUCUGCUGGAAGAAUGAUUAAGCUGUGGGAUCUAGAAACCAAGAAAGUCUUAAAAAAAUAUACCGGCCAUGCCAGUCCGGUAACGAGGUUAAAGUGUGUACCGUAUAUAGCUGACGCUUCUGAUGCUUCUACUAGCUUAGAAUCCGUAGAAGGGCUCUACUUUGUCUCAUGUGCUGAUGGUGAUAGGGUUCUCAAUGUUUGGCAUAUAAAAUCGGCAUCAAAGAGUAAAUCCUCAACAGCUUCAUUUGUUGUCCCUGAUGACCCUCAAGACUUUGACAUUUUGAGUUCUUCUUCUGACCAAAAAACAUACCUCUCUGUUGUAACCAAAGGAGGUGAAGUCCACAUCUUUGACCCAGUUUUAAAUGGCAAAGCCAAGAACCAUCUGAAGGCUUGCACGCACCUCCAGAUCACUACAGAGGGUCAGAAAGAAGCGUUACCCAAGCCAAUACCUAUUAUGGCAACUCACCUACUCAAUGAGGCAGAGAUGCCAUUACUCAUCGCUCAUGGCUCAGUACUGAAACUCAGAUUCGAGAGAGUGUCGUUCAAGUCAGAGGAUAGAAGUAUCUGCUUAAUACGUGAAGAUCCAUCUUUUCAAGCCGUCCCCCAAGUGUCUGGAGAAAAGCUGAAGAAGCCAGUUGUGACUGGUGAUGAGGCAGUAAAGACACCAAGUACCCUUCCUCUUACUGGGUACCAAGCAACUGCUGAUGAACAGACUGAAGCAGACAGGAAAAGCAAACGAAAAUCUAACAGCGAAUCAUUAACCAUUGAGGACAGGCUAGUCGCCCUCAAGGUUGCUGAAGCCCAUGCCGACAUGUCAACACAAGACCAAAGUGCCAGGACAGGAUCCCUGGUCAUGCUCCUUACGCAAGGUCUGCAAAGCAACGACAGGGUUAUGCUUGAUAGUGUAUUCCAGCAUCAUAAGGAGUCUGUCCUAAGAAGAACCAUCCAAAGAUUACCCAUACCUCUAGUUGUUGGUCUCGUCCAAGAGCUUACUUCAAGAAUGAACACAGCACCUCAAAGUGGAUUGACGUUGGCCCAUUGGACGAGGGUUGUAUUGUGCGAGAGAGCUUCCUACCUGAUGACAUGCCCUGAGCUGACUAAGAAGCUGAGUCAGGUUUACGAGAUGAUCAACACCAGGACGAGUCAAGCGUCUAGAAUGAGGCAACUUUACGGCAAGCUGGAUCUCAUGCUAUCACAGAUUGCAUCUCAGAAGCAAAGGGAGGAAGAAGAAGACAGGCCGACUGCAGCUCAGCUGGUAUAUGAUGAAGAUUCCUCAGAUGAUGGUGAUGUCAUGGAAGAACCAUACCCCAUGCAUUCAGACUCGGAGGGCGAGUGGGAAGAGCUGUCCGAGAUGGAUCAUGAAGAAGCUGUACCCGUCUUCAACAACGAAGCAGAGCUGGAGGAUAGCGAGAGUGAGUCGUCAGACCUGGAGGAAGACGAAGAGGAUGAGGAUGAAAAAGGCGUUGAGAAUGGAGCUGUUGAAGAGUUGAGUAGCGACGAUGAUCAAGAUUAAGAUUUUAUUAGAGACGCGCAGCACAGAGAUGUCUGGUUUUAUCAAUUAACCCUUAUACCCAUCGUUAUAUAUGGCAGUGAGUUGACAAAACACUUAAAAAACACCUUGUAUACGGUGCAGCAAGUGUGUGCUUGGCCCUGUAUAUAGGACGCAUCCUCUGUGCUGUACACAUAAUACAAAAGUGAAUGGACGCCAGUGUGCAGUCUGUACUGUGUAUUCACCACAUGUCAUAUUGCAGGCUGGCAUAGUGCAUCUAUCAUUCAAAACCCUGUGGAUGAUAUUGAAUGGUUGCUCUGUAGAAGGGUUAAACAAGUUUGGAAUGAUUAAGUUGGAAUGUGUUCAUCCUAGAUGUCCCAGCAUUAUCCUUGAGGUGGUUGUGGCUACCUCAUGUAUGAGAUUAUCUAAGUGGAGGCAAGGCCCACUCCUCCCACUCAGAAUUCCUUGUUUCCUUAAGAAAGCCUACAUUGUACUUACACUAUCAAAGUAAUUAUAGCAUGCAUAGCUGAGAACCAUCUCAUAUGAUGUAAAACCCAUAGCAUUGCAGUAAUUCCACACCAAACGAGGCACGGUCACAAGCCAGGUGUGGAUGAUUAAUUCACGAAACACUGCAUCCAUCAAACUUGAGCAGACAUAGCGGAUGGAUUUUAAAGUUAGUUUUGGUUAAAAAGGCUUGAAAAAGAUGUAUGGUGAUUAUUUAUUGAUGAUUUGAGGCAGGAGGCCUGAUAUUUUUACAGAGACAAUUGCCUCCAUGCACCCGGCCAUGGCCUUAGUGCCCCUUGAAAUGUUCCAGUACAAAUAAAUUUCCCUGAUAAAGGUGAUCGAAGGAAAGACUGCACUGCCUUUACAAGAAUCAGGCCUGAAGCAGUCCACAUUUUAGGAAAACUUUAGUUUUCGUUAAGAGGUCAUCCAUAAGUGACAUUUUAAGUGCAAAUCAAGAGUGGAAACAUGUACUUGUAAAGAAUUAGAUGAAGCCCAGUAUUUGGUUGGAUUGGUUGGGAUCUUUGGGCAACAUAAAUGUGUAACAAAAAGUCAAGAUGGGGUGGACCACUUAAAAGGAAGUACACACAUUUUACAGGCCUUUCUUUCUCUUUAAAUGACCUAGUAGUAUCUUUUUUUUUUUUUUUAAA